Messenger RNA from Lodderomyces beijingensis, 2148 nucleotides. NCBI's taxonomy places the organism in Eukaryota, Fungi, Ascomycota, Pichiomycetes, Serinales, Debaryomycetaceae. The record is from the annotation of a GenBank genome assembly.
AUGUAUAUAGCACCCAAUCAUUACUUGUCAGCAUACCGCAAUCUCAAACGCACGUCGCUCUCGCAUUCAACCUGUAAGCUAGUGAUAUUUGUAUCAUGCUUGGACGUCGACUCGCUUUGCGCGGCCAAGAUGCUCCUGGUGCUAUUCAAAAAGGAGCUCGUCCAGUAUCAGCUCCUUCCCGUGGUGGGCUACAAGGACCUCAAACUGCACUACGAGAGGCUAGAUUCAGACGUGGCCAACGUGAUUUUGAUAGGGUGCGGAGCCAUGUUGGACGUGGAGAACUUUUUGAACAUCAACCCCGAGGAAUUGUUGGAUGCAAGUGCCUCGGGCACCGUGCGAGACGUCGACAAUUUAGACUUGGAAAAACGAGAAGCUGAGUUUACGAGGAAGAUCUAUAUUAUCGACGGGAACCGGCCGUGGAACUUGGAUAAUUUGUUUGGGUCGGAUGUUGUUGUUUGUUUGGAUGAUGGUUAUGUUGAUGGUCAUUUGCAAGAAGAGAAGAAAGCAUACGAGGCGUUGGUGGCGGAGGAAGAUGAGUCCGAUUCUGACCCAAGCAACGACGACGAGGACGACGAAGAUGAAGUGCCUGAAACUGACGAGGAGGAUGUGGAUACCGAUGAAGACGAGCCAGCAGAAGAGCUGGCUGAGAACAACUCCGACAACUCCGACGGGUCAAUUUUGAGAAAGAGGAAGCUCCAGGAACGCCUGUCGAAACAGUUGAAGAAACAGCGACGUCAGCGGAAAUCUGCAAGCGAGGAUAUAAUCCAGGCAUACUACAACCAAGGAUCCACUGUAGGGACAUCCAACACAAUCACCGUAUACGCAUUGCUCACGGCCAUUGGUGAAACCAACUUGGAAAGCUUGUGGAUCGCCAUUAUUGGAACUUCUUCUUUGGACAGCCACUAUCCAGAGAUUUACGACAAACUUCAGCCAUUGCUCAAGGAGGAAGUCAUGAGACUCAAUCCGCGCCACGAGUCCUCCAACAAAAAGCGAGCUGACCAAACAAUGCUCCGGAUCGAACGAGAUUACCACUUGUUUCUUUUGCGGCACUGGACGUUGUACGACUCCUUCUUCUACUCAAGCCACGUCAAUUCAAAGCUUAAUUUGUGGACCGACGACGGCAAGAAGCGGCUACAUAAGCUAUUUGCGAAAAUGGGGGUAUCGCUUGCCGUUGCGCAGCAGAAAUGGCUCUACAUGGACAUCAAAGUCAAGCGGCAACUACCAAUCAUUUUCCGGCGGUACUUGCCCAUCUAUGGGCUUGAAGGUAUAGUGCGCGAAGGGUUUGUCAAAACCUACGGGUACUCGGGACAGCUUUCAGCCAUGGAGUGCGUGGAAGCACUCAGUGCAUUACUAGAACUCGAUGAAAAAUUCAUUCAGGACUCAUCCAAGAUAAACGAAGAAGAUAAUAGACUUAUAGAUAGCGAGGAAGAGAGGAUCCGAAGACGAAUGCAGAGAAAGGAGUCGUCAUGGUUGAAGAAUUUCUGGUCAUCUUGGGAUGCAUUGAACAUCAACAAGUCGCUUGCUCCCACUAACAACAGCAGCAUCAGCGGCACCAACACGGCGGCACAUUCCUCGUUUGACAAACUCAAGGGAAGCGAUUUGCUCUUUAAAGGUUUAGACUACGCCAAGAACUUACAGCAGGUUACAUUUCGAACCGGUAUGUCACUACUCGAGCGGAAAAUGAUCAAAAACUUGAAAUUAUACCGUCUUUGCGUUUUGAACGAUGGUGCCGUACCCGACUUGGAGAUAUUCAUCAACCCACUUAUCCUCUCCAAGCUUGGGUCAUGGCUCAUUGAAAACUUGGCCGAACUCGAUUUCAUAAACGGUACCAACUCGCUCAAGCCUUUGGUAGUGGCAAGUCUUGACUCGGCAAGCGACACUUAUCUUGUCAUUGGCAUGGCUCCACGGUACCCGCGCGGAAUGUCGGCUUCGGAAAAGGCCAAGUUGUUGCAAGAGCAAGACAAUGAGCGAAUCACUGCCGAUUCCAUGACGACGCGGUUGAAUAAGUUUAGUGUUGCGUUCCUGCAACUAUCGCAAACCUCGGGAGCCAAAGUGCGAGUCGACAGUUUUGACUCAUCGGUAAUUGAGAUUAGAAAAGACGAUUUGCCUCCCUUUUUGGAGAAGUUGACUUUGAGUGGGUUGAUAUAG